CCUCGUGGCCCUGUCAAGAAAAGAGACUCCAAUGGACUUACACCGAGCAGCUUUUAAGAUGGAAAACUCCUCCUACCUUCCCAAUCCUUUGGCAUCUCCAGCCCUGAUGGUCCUGGCUUCCACUGCUGAAGCCAGCCGUGAUGCUUCCAUCCCCUGCCAACAGCCAAGGCCCUUUGGGGUCCCUGUGUCAGUGGACAAGGAUGUGCACAUCCCGUUCACCAAUGGCUCCUAUACUUUUGCCUCUAUGUAUCACCGACAAAGUGGGGUGCCUGGAGCAUUCACCAACCGUGAUUUUCCACCUUCGUUGCUGCAUCUCCAUCCUCAGUUUGCACCCCCUAAUCUGGACUGUACUCCAAUCAGCAUGCUUAACCACAGUGGUGUUGGGGCCUUCCGUCCCUUUGCCUCCACUGAGGACCGGGAAAGUUAUCAGUCGGCUUUUACACCUGCUAAGCGCCUGAAGAACUGUCAUGAUACCGACUCUCCCCAUCUUCGCUUCUCAGAUGCUGAUGGCAAGGAGUAUGAAUUUGGAGCCCAGCUCCCAUCUGGCUCCCCUGGCUCCCUCAAACUUGAUGACACUGGAAAAAAGAUUUUUGCUGUCUCUGGCCUCAUUUCAGACCGUGAGACUUCAUCCAGUCCUGAGGACCGAAACGAUAGAUAUAGAAGCGACAGCCAAGGAGGGCCACCAGUGUCUGCGGGGGCCAGCCAGCGCAUGGCGUUAACUUUCCCCCUCUGCAAGAAGAAGGCAACACUCUUUGACAGCCAAGCUCCUAUCUGCCCUAUUUGUCAGGUUUUGCUUCGUCCAGGUGAGCUGCAGGAGCAUAUGGAGCAGGAGCUGGAGAAGUUAACACAGCUGAAUAUCAGUAAGAAUGCUUUACUGAAGGAUGUCAUGGCCCCAGGCACUCCCAAGUCAAUAUUGUUGUCAGCCUCUAUCAAGCGGGAAGGAGAUUCUCCAACAGCAUCACCCCAUUCCUCAGAUGAUAUUCAUCACUCUGACAGAUACCAGACCUUUUUGCGAGUAAGGGCAAACAGACAGACCCGGCUGAAUGCUCGGAUUGGAAAAAUGAAAAGGAGGAAGCAAGACGAAGGACAGGUAUGUCCCCUCUGCAGCCAGCCUCUCUCAGGAUCCGAGGAGGAGAGGAGUGGGCAUGUCGAACAAUGCCUUGCAAAGAGGGAAGGGUCAUGCAUGAUGGAGGAUGACCCUGUUGACAUUGAGAAUGAGAACGGUAAUCGCUUUGAAGAAUAUGAAUGGUGUGGGCAGAAGAGAAUACGUGCUACCACCCUCCUGGAAGGAGGGUUCAGAGGAUCGGGGUUUGUCAUGUGCAGUGGCAAGGAGAAUCCAGACAGUGAUGCUGACCUUGAUGUGGAUGGUGAUGACACAUUGGAAUAUGGAAAAGCACAGUACACUGAAGCAGAUAUCAUUCCAUGCACUGGGGAAGAACCAGGUGAAGCCAAAGAGAGAGAGGCACUCCGAGGUGCAGUCCUAAAUGGUGGCACUCCUAGUACCCGAAUAACAACAGAAUUCUCUAAAUGGGCAAGUGAUGAAAUGCCAUCAACAAGUAAUGGGGAAGGUAGUAAACAAGAGCUUGCGCAAAAGACUUGCAAGAACAGUGACAUAGAGAAGAUUACAGAAGACUCGGCAGUGACAACAUUUGAGGCGCUAAAGGCUCGCGUUCGUGAAUUAGAAAGGCAGCUCUCCCGUGGGGACCGCUAUAAAUGUCUCAUUUGCAUGGACUCAUAUACAAUGCCCCUGACCUCCAUCCAGUGCUGGCAUGUGCACUGUGAGGAAUGCUGGCUGCGGACUCUGGGUGCUAAGAAGUUGUGCCCUCAGUGCAAUACCAUCACCUCACCAGGGGACCUCAGGCGCAUUUACUUAUGAAAAAAAUAUGGCUGCUGAGAUCAAGUUAUUUGAACCAUGGGGACUAGGGAAAAGGAGUGGCAGCAACACAGAAACUUGAAACUAAAGACUCCAAAAGUGGACUAGAGGCUGAGGGAGCUGCACGAUGCCUCUGCUUCCGAACCUGUCACUGGUGCUGCCCACUCCACAAGAAGGCCAAACCAGAAUCCUUAUUGUGAUUCGUUUUUCCUUUUUUACAAACUGCUGUUCCACGUCUGUCCCGUUUCUCCAAGAGUUGGGGUUCCAUCGUGGACAACUUGCAAGACCUUUCAGGGAAGCAUGAGAAGGUGCUGGAUCUUCCAUGGCAGGAAAUGUCCGAGCCUGUAAUCUGCAGUCUCCUUCCCGCCCUCUUUUUAUUUGUGGUGUUGUAGUGGAUUUUUUUAAUGAAAGAAAAAACUUAUACCUUCACAUCCACAAAGGCAGAAUGAAGCACAUGUAAUAUAGACUAUAUGUUUACAAUGUUGUGUAUAAAUGGGAUAGACUCCAACGUUACAUACUAAUGUUUCCCUUUUU
Molecule: messenger RNA, 2407 nt
Organism: Protobothrops mucrosquamatus (brown spotted pit viper)
Lineage: Eukaryota; Metazoa; Chordata; Lepidosauria; Squamata; Viperidae
Gene: RNF220
Product: ring finger protein 220
Exons: 15
Coding region: 32-1876 (614 amino acids)
Biological process (GO): protein ubiquitination
Molecular function (GO): metal ion binding; ubiquitin protein ligase activity
Source: RefSeq, a predicted model, not a curated record